Molecule: messenger RNA, 816 nt
Organism: Rosa chinensis
Lineage: Eukaryota; Viridiplantae; Streptophyta; Magnoliopsida; Rosales; Rosaceae
Product: UPF0481 protein At3g47200
Exons: 1
Coding region: 1-816 (271 amino acids)
Source: RefSeq, a predicted model, not a curated record
AUGACUUUGAUAGAGUUGACCGCAAAAGUUACUGAGCUCUCAGAUGAAAAGAAAGAAGGCGGAUUUAAGGUACGCGCCCGUGAUCUUUAUGCAGAACCACUUGAUCAUAUUUCCUCCGAAGACUUGGUGGAGAUGAUGAUAGUUGACGGUUGCUUUCUAAUUCAACUGUUUCGGAAGUGUAACGAUUCAAAACUCAGGGCCUUUGAUGACCCGGUUUUCAACAUGGAUUGCAUGUUCCACUUCCUCUGCCAUGACCUUUUGCUCCUAGAAAAUCAACUACCUUGGUUUGUUAUCCACAAAUUGUAUGGCCUUACCCAUGAUUUAUACCCUGUUGAGCCCUCCCUCUCUAUUCUCAUCCUUAAAGCCUUCACCAUGAUACCAUCACUGAAGCAAAGUUGCGCAACCUACAAUAUGCAUCUCCACAAAAUCAAGCGUCAUUGUGAUGCUGAUGUUCUGCACAUACUUGAUCUGGUAAGAGCUUCGGUAGUUAUUCCAAUGAGGAACAUAGACGAGAGAGCACGUGGAGCAGUUACUAGAGAUGCUAUAUUCGAUCCAGAUUGUCAUCAAAUGCAUACUGUGACCGCUCUCUCAGAGGCAGGAAUUAUAUUCAUACCGGUCAUAAAGGAAUCCUUGUUGGACAUACGAUUUGAAGAGAGGGUAGCGACGAAUGGGGUUCUUAAGAUUCCGCAGCUAAACAUUGGAAUGUCGUCCGAAACAUUAUUCAGGAACCUCAUUGCUAUUGAGCAAUGUUACCAUGUUUAUUCAAACGAAAUUACAUCAUAUGUCAUCUUGAUGGAUAACCUUAUCUCCUCCUGA